UUUGAUAUAGUUCUGAACAGGGAAAGCAACGAAGCGGUAGCAAAAUGUUCAAAAUUUUUGACGACCCGUAGUUUUUCGUUAUAUUCCGCGUCCUUCGUGGUGUGCAGGAUGGCGACUGGAACGUGCCUUCAGGACUUCGAGGUCGGUAAACUUCUGGGAAGUGGUGGGUUUGCCGACGUACACCGAGGAAUAUGCAGAGCCACUGGCGAAGAAGUUGCCCUAAAAAUUAUGGACAAGAAGAAAAUACAGGACAUGAACCUAGCAAAGCGGGUCAGCAAUGAAAUAAAGCUUCAUAAAUCUCUCAACCAUCCCUCAAUUGUUGAACUACUAACGUCCUUCGAAGAUGACAAGUAUGUGUACCUAAUCCUGGAACUGUGCCACGAAGGUGAUUUGCAAACGUAUCUGAAACGGAAUGGAGGUCGUUUGGCAGAGAGAGAUGCUGCAGUUGUUAUGUUCCAUGUCGCCGACGGAUUACGGUACCUUCAGUCCCGUCACAUUGUUCAUCGUGAUCUCACUCUUCGUAAUUUACUCGUCACUAAAUCUGGAUACGUGAAAAUCGCAGACUUCGGUCUUGCCGUUCAGCUUAAGCGACCUAAUCAACGCCAAAUGACGAUGUGUGGAACUCUUCCCAGUUUGGCACCUGAAGUUGUUUCGAAGCAUUCCCAUGGGAUGGAAUCUGACAUCUGGGGUCUUGGCUGCGUGUUUUAUACCAUUGUUGUUGGGAAGCAGCCGUUCAAGACGAACGAGUUUCAGAAAACUGUCCAAAAAAUUGUUCACGAAGACGUGAAGAUCCCGAGUGCUGUUUCGGAAUUGGCUCAAGAUUUAAUUCGUCAAAUGUUGACGAAACGACCGGAGGAACGAAUCAAGUUGGAUGACGUGCUGAAACACCCGUUUUUCCGGAAAUGGCCUGAUUUGAAACAGCUGACGGGUCAAUUGGUGAUGGAGAACAGUGCCGACAGUGGACUGGUGACGAUGUCCUCAAACGCUGGGUUCCAGCGAACCUGCCAAACAAUUCAAGAGGAAGAAAACACUCGAAUUCAAGAAUUCUCGACGGUUUCAUGUUGUGGACAUUCGAAAAGGAGCUGUUGCUGCCCUGAAUACGCGCCGUACGAAGUUCUACGUUCGGCACCGAAUCUUAUAGCAUCCGAACGUCCGACCCGUCGAAGUCGCAGCUGUUCGUCGAACCGUGAAACUAGAAAUACUCGUAGCCUAACGGGAAAUUGCGCCUUCUUGGGAUCCUGCAAUCGUAUUGGACGAGAACCUCAUGAAUCUGUGAGUGCCAUCCAGAGAUACGGAUCUACGCAGCAUUUGCACUCGAAUGGAACCUGUUGCGGGGAUGUUCCACUCUGCUCACGUUGGCUGAGACCGACUAGGCUUCGUGAGAAAACCGUGGUUUUUACCAUCCUCGAAGGUGGAGAAGUUGUUCUGGAGUUUCUCCACAAAAUGCCGGAGAAUGGAUCCCUGCGUGUUGUCGAAGUUUUUCGAGUCUCAAAUGAUGGCCUGAGUAUUCGUAUGUACAGACCGAAAAACGCACAGUUUAUCGAAGAUGGACUCCCUGUUGAGCCGAACAAUUCGGCGAAGGAGGAACAUUUUUCUUUCGAAAGUCUUCCUGAAAAACACCGGAAGAAAUACUUGCGUGCGGAGUUAUUUGUAUCGCUUGCCAAAGCGAAAACCCCAAAAAUCACGUUUUUCUCUGAUUUGGCCAAAAUCUGCCUGAUGCAGAAUGAACCUGACCCGGAUUAUGAGAGCAAAUUUUAUUCUGGAGGAAAACUUGUGAGAAUGAAAACAAGAGGAAUUACAGUAACAACGAAAGACGGCUCGAAGUGGGAAAUCAAAAUGGAAAAUGAAGCUGGAAUUUUCAAGAACGAAGCCAAACUAAUGUGGGACCAUACGCAGAAGGUGUUGGAACAUUGUCGAUCGAUAGAACGUGUGCUGGAGUCUACUCGUACUGAAAUGAACUGCUUUCCUCUUGUUAUGGGAACUCCACCAAGCGUGAAUAAAAAUUCCAGACACGGACAUAGAGUCACGACGUCGAAAAUGUUCGGUCAGGGUUUGAGCGUUCAGAAUAGUUCUACGAUUCCCUCUGCGUCAGCGUCUCGGAAGAUCGACGUUUCUGUUGCUUCUUGUCGUGAAAAUUCGUACCCUGUUCAAGCCAGAUCAGGUUUGCGCAAAGUUCCUGAAGGAUACACAAGAAUUGACCAUAUUGGCUGGGCAGCUUGGGAUUCUGACGGACUGCUGACCAUACUUUUCGAGAAUGGUGCAGAAUUACGAGUUCCUAGCGAUUCAGCGGCAAGUCUUGAAGCGAGAAUGUCGUCAACAUCUGAGUGGAACAGAUAUCCUGACCGUAAUUCCAUGCCGAAUGCCGUUCGGCAACUUUUGUCGCAAGUGCCGUCGGUGCUCGAAGUGUUGACUCGGAAACGAUCGCUUGUAUCGGCCACACAUACUGCCCCAGUUUGUAUUCGAUGA
Messenger RNA from Notodromas monacha, 2466 nucleotides. The record is from the annotation of a GenBank genome assembly. Lineage: Eukaryota; Metazoa; Arthropoda; Ostracoda; Podocopida; Cyprididae.